AUGGUUCAAGAUUCCAUGGAAUUUGCAAAAAGAUGCGAAGCUUGUCAGUAUCAUUCCAAUUUCAUUCAUCAGCCUCCGGAGCCACUGCAUCCUACUGUGACAUCUUGGCCAUUUGAAGCGUGGGGUCUCGACGUUGUUGGUCCAAUCACACCAAAGUCCUCGGCCGGCCACGCCUACAUCCUCGCAGGCACAGACUAUUUCUCCAAAUGGGCAGAAGCAGUUGCUCUUCGAGAAGUUAAGAAGGAAAAUGUCGUUGAUUUUGUUCGAAAUUACAUCAUAUAUCGCUACGGUGUACCUCGUUAUAUAAUCACAGACAAUGGCACACCAUUUUGCAACAGAUUGAUGACAAGUCUCUGUGAGAAGUUUAAAUUUGCACAACGUAAGUCCUCGAUGUAUAACGCUCCUGCUAAUGGGUUGGCUGAGGCUUUCAACAAAACACUUUGCACUUUGCUCAGUAAGGUUGUAUCGAAGCAUAAGCGAGAUUGGCAUGAGAAGCUGGUGAAGCAUUGUGGGCAUAUCGUACUACGGAGCAAGUUCGACUCAAAAUGGGAUGGCCCGUAUGUGGUUCAGGAAGUAUACACAAAUGGAGCAUACAAGAUUGUUGAUGCUGAUGGAUUGCGCAUAGGCCCUAUCAACGGGAAGUUCUUGAAGCGUUACUAUCCUUGA
This is a messenger RNA of Beta vulgaris subsp. vulgaris (sugar beet), 666 nucleotides long. RefSeq lists its product as uncharacterized. The coding region runs from base 1 to 666 and encodes 221 amino acids. The record is from RefSeq and is a predicted model, not a curated record. The transcript has 2 exons. Gene Ontology annotation, biological process: DNA integration. Gene Ontology annotation, molecular function: nucleic acid binding. NCBI's taxonomy places the organism in Eukaryota, Viridiplantae, Streptophyta, Magnoliopsida, Caryophyllales, Amaranthaceae.